GAGCAUUUCCGUGCAGAGAAGUGGAGCAGAAACAGAGUCCGUGAUCACUCGCACUCCUUUUUUUUUUCCUCUCUUUAUCGAGAAAGCACCUACAUUCUCUCUGGAAGACUCAAUCGCCCCCUCGAACUUUGGCUCCGGCGACUCUUUCCGAUGGAUUACGAAGUGGAAUUUCGCUCCUACCUGGACGAUGCUUGGUACAACGUGCGGCUUGUACUCGAUGGGGAGAAACUAACCGUUAAAUACAGCAACUUCCCCGACGAUCAGAACAGCGUUUUCGAGCCUGGAAGCUUCAAUUCUCUUGAGGAAUUGAAGGAGUUCCAAGGACGAUUCCGGGCUCUGUCGGCACAGCUGCAGGACAAUGAGUGUCAGAAGGUGGUCAAAGGCACGGAGGUUUGCGCUGCCUACACCUUCAACUCCGAUGAUGUCCGCUUCUACGACGCCGUGGUCGAUGACGUAGUUUCCCAAAAGCAUUCUAUUGAAAAUGGAGAAGAGGAAUGCAGGUGCACUUUUAUUCUUCUGUGGCAACAUGGACUAUACGCUGAUUGUUUGAGUUCUAACAAUAUUGAAAGCAUGUGCUUGAUCCAACACAAUGCACAACUCGACCCUAUGGUGUCCUCCUUUCUGGCAAUAGCGAGGGAGAAAAUUAAAGCUAUUUCUAGAAGCUCACCUCUCAAGCGCAAGCUAACUUUUGCAGAACGGUGGCAGCAGGGAAAAAAGUGUGCCAAGACGUCUGCCAGCAGAAUUCAUCCACCAGGUGCACCCUUAGGUUUUAUCCCUGAAGAAACAGAAGAUUCUUGGAAGACCAGGAAAAUUGGCAAUCACUACGAAAGGAUUGGACAAGAUGCAGAUAUUGGGGGGACUGGUAGAUGUCAGGUCGUUUUGAUCAACAAUUUAGAUAAAGAAUUAUCCCCACCAACAAUUAUAGAUUUUAUACACAAACAAACUACGGUCUCAAUCCAAGCACAUAUUCUGCCAAGUUCAUUGUCAGACACAUUUACAAGUGCAAUAAUUGUGUCGAAUUGUAAGGAGAAUCUUGAGAAGUUGUGUGAAUUUUUGGAGAGCCCCAACCAUAUUAUAAUGUCUGCAAAGGGAAGGCCGUGGGUGGUAACAAAAAAAUUCUCUUGGCAUGCUGCAUAUCGAACAACUCAUGAGAAAUUGAUACUUAAAUCUCAGAACAAACUAUCAAAUCGAAAUGGUGGGAUUGGUGAUGAACUACAAGUUGUCUAUUCUGGAACUGGGAAAUACGGGACCGCUAAAGAGCUGAGGGAUUUAUUCAUGGAGUUUUCUAAUCAUCAACAAAAAUUGCACAAGAGGCUAGCGGCUGAGGAGGCAAAGAUCUUGCAACGAUCAGUGUGGAGUAUAGAAGCGAACGACUAGAUUAGCUUCUUGUGCUUAAACUGUUUCUUGGGAUUGUUUGAAAUAUAUAACUCUUUUGUUACGGUUGUAUAUUUCUGCAGUCGAAACUUUUGAUCAAAUUUCAUACACAACAUUCUCCAAAAUCAAAAAUCACAAGGGAAAGCAUAGAACUUUUUUUUUUACUGUUUACCUACUGGGAUUAGGGAGGGAUUUUUUCUUUCUAUUGACAUUUGUAUAUGAAAAUUUCCAAUACUCAGAUAUGCAAUGUAUAUUUUAACCUUUUUUUCGUCCUUCUUGUGGUUGUCUGGG
This is a messenger RNA of Tripterygium wilfordii, 1665 nucleotides long. RefSeq lists its product as uncharacterized. The transcript has 6 exons. Lineage: Eukaryota; Viridiplantae; Streptophyta; Magnoliopsida; Celastrales; Celastraceae. Gene Ontology annotation, molecular function: chromatin binding. The record is from RefSeq and is a predicted model, not a curated record. The coding region runs from base 151 to 1377 and encodes 408 amino acids.